Molecule: messenger RNA, 2046 nt
Organism: Silurus meridionalis
Lineage: Eukaryota; Metazoa; Chordata; Actinopteri; Siluriformes; Siluridae
Gene: c8h1orf115
Product: chromosome 8 C1orf115 homolog
Exons: 2
Coding region: 55-474 (139 amino acids)
Source: RefSeq, a predicted model, not a curated record
GUCAAUUACGUCAGGAACGUGACGGACUCGGUGGCGUUUUCGCUGGACCAAGAAAUGUCGCGAAGAAAACUUCGAAAAUCCAAACAGAAAUGGAAAAGCAAAAAAGAGGACAAGGCGAAAAUCAUCAGCUGUGUUGAGGAAAAGUGUGUGACGGCGAAGUGUGUGUGGGAGCGUGUGAACGCGGAGUCCACUGGCCGCAAACAGAAGACAUCAAAACAAGUGCAUUUCACCGUGCUGCCGGACAGAUACGAGCCUCUAGAGGAGGACAGAGUCUCGGAUACAGCCCCAGAAGAAAACCACAGGGAAAAACAACAGAAACACAAGAGGAUCCGCAAAAACUUUGGAAAAGCUCUUCGCUACACCUGGAAGUGUCUGGUCGUUGGACUGCAGAGUUUCAGCACAUCAUACUCCGGGCCUUUGGGUGCAGCUUCCCCUCUCAUCCCUGAGAUCUUAAGGACAAAGGGUAGCGCAUGAUGGGACAAAAUCCUUGUAUAACCUCCCAAAAGUUUCAUUUCAAAGUACAAAGUUUUCCAGAAUCAUUUAAUUGAUAUGUGAUUGAUGUUUCAGUAAUCCUGAGGUACUUUUCAGCCAAGUGGUCCAAAUUAUUCCCACUAGACUCCUUAGGUCUUAACUUAAUUUCCCAUAAAGGCCUGUAUUAAAUAAAGAAAACUGACAAACAAAAUCUUUAAUACUUUAUUAUUUUAUUCUUUGUGGUGGCUCAUUAGCAUAGUGUUUUUGAAUGAACUCUCAAAUUUAUUCAGACUGGUUUGUCUAUGUUAAGAAAAAAGGAAAGAUUUUUCAGGCUUUUCACAGCUGGUAUCCCACCAAAAAGACAUCCUAGAAGGAUUCACGCUUGGUGGAUUUUUCUUUGAUCAUGACCUAAGCAGUUUAAAAUCACGAUGAGUCAAGCAUGUGACUUUUCACCUAGUGCCAGUAACCUAAUCUGAACAUGUGAUUUCAUCUGUUAAUCAUCUCAGGUCAAUAAUCAAUUUUUAAGUCUAUCGCAAUUCAGCUUUUCACAUUAUUGUCAUCAUUAUAAAAUUAUAAAGUGUAUGGUAACUGAUAGUAAUAAUAAUAAUUGCUAUAAAGUAAAACAAAUGGAGUGUGUAGAGCAGUGGUCAGAGCUGAACAUUUUUAUACAGACAUUUUUGCUCUUUUAAGAACUAAAAAUCCUGUUGGAAAAUCUAAUGUGAAUGUUAUAGUGACAUAAACUGGUUUAAUAUGUAACAGUACAGUAUACUGGUAUACUCAUUUUGUAUUUUCAUAUAUUUUACAUUUUGACAAUGGCCUUAAAAACAAGCUUUGUGUGAUUAUAAAAGGGUUAAUGAUUUGAUUGCCAAAAAAAAAAAAAAGAUCAGCCACAACUAAUUUUGUAAUUUUUUUUACAUUUUAUAAUGCAGACACAUGCAAUCACUUAAAUAUUUUAAUACAGACAAAUACAUAGUUUCUGUGAAUGUUUUAUUGAGGACCUGAGGAUGUUGUGUUUAGAAAUUUUGUGAACAUUUAUAGUGUCAUGCAACGUAUAUUUUUUAAAACGUUUAUUUUAUUUGUUGUUAUUAAGUAAUGUUAUAUUUACUAAAUUCACUUGAAAAUUAUUUCUUCUUGUAAGGUCUCACACAGUGUAAUGUUAAAGUAUGGCUGUACUAAUUGAUAAGCUCAACCUCAAAGCUGGCUGUAGGUCACUUUUUUAAUUUAUAGAAAGUAGAGUGAAAGUUUAUAGAUUGAAAAGUAAAAAAAUCUGUUUAGAUGGUGAUGUUCACCAUUGUGUGGCAGUAUUGUGUCAGUAAUGACAGAAAAUCUACCAUUUCUGUUUGUGUUUUUGUGAUGGUCAGAUCUGAAAUGUAAUUUCACUUUUGUAUAAAAAUGAAAGAAAUAUCCCUAAAUAUCUUACAUUAUUGAUAAAGUCGCUACAAGGUGACUAUCAUGUCUUGUUCUGUUUUAAUGAGUUCCAUUUCAAUGCAGUCCAAUAAUGUUGGCAUUUGACUUCCAUUUUCUAGAAGGCAGUUAAACAUUGUCAUUCUUCAAAUAAAACUAAAGUGAAAAUGA